Messenger RNA from Pseudocercospora fijiensis CIRAD86, 3429 nucleotides. RefSeq lists its product as uncharacterized. Gene Ontology annotation, molecular function: ubiquitin protein ligase activity; protein binding. Gene Ontology annotation, biological process: protein polyubiquitination; ubiquitin-dependent protein catabolic process. The record is from RefSeq and is a predicted model, not a curated record. The coding region runs from base 1 to 3429 and encodes 1142 amino acids. The transcript has a single exon. Lineage: Eukaryota; Fungi; Ascomycota; Dothideomycetes; Mycosphaerellales; Mycosphaerellaceae.
AUGUAUCAGACAUUCUCCGGCAACAGUCGACGGCCUCGUCAAGUGAAUCUGUCCGGUAGGCCUGGAAACCCGUUCGCGAAGAGCAACGGCACGGCCGCCGCCGGCGGAAGUGGAGCACAGCAAGCAGUCGCAUCAGCGCAACAGGAUCGCAUCAACCGCCAGAUUCAGAGGGAGCGAGCACGGGCGGCGUCAAAGGUUCAGAAGACAUUCAGAGGGCACAGUAGCCGGCGCAGGACAUUCAAGAUAUGGCGGCAGAUCUGGGACGAACAGGAGGAAAGAGCGAACGGAGCAUACAGCACAGCAGACGAAAGUCUUGGGCAGCUACGGCGCCUGCUAUUAUUCUUCAGUCCGAGAAGAGAUCCAAGCGACGUGAAGCGACUUGCUUGGUAUGGGACACGACAAGUCACGACGAGCGAUACGGUGCAGUGCAAGGGCGACGAGUGGUCUCGUGCGUAUUCGAAACUCCAGAGAGCCUGCAUAGCAGCACUCCGAGCGCGGGUACUGCCGGAUCGUGACAACGAUCGAACAGUGUUGGGCAUCUUGACCUUCGCUGCGAGACAGACAAAAUUCACCUCUGACGAUGCCGUGAACUACUAUGACGCCCUCACCUCGAGUGGAGCAGACUUGCCUCAGGACUCUUUGCAAGGAGCGCUUCUUGCCCCGCUCCAAUCUCGUGCGGCGUAUGAAGGUUUGGCAGUGUUGCUUGCGAGACCGCUGGAUCAAGAGACUACCAGUCUCCUCCGAACAGCCAUCGAUGCGGAGGCUUUAUCGGAGGCCGUGGCUUCUCGCUUGGCACCGCCUUCUCUUCCCAGGUCUGAAGCGAACGACUCGCAGCGAGGAUUGUCGACGAGAUCGCGAGUAUGGCUUCUCGGCAACCUGAUUGCGCUCGUUGAAGUUCGAUCGAGCAUGGCAUUUAUGAGUGCUAUCAGUCAACUUCUUGGUUCUCUCGCAGAUAGUAUCGAUUUCGAAAGCACGCCGCUUGAUCUCGAAAACACUGCUUAUGAUAAUGAAAUCUUGGCCAGUGUACAGUCUGGCCUGCCCCUGAACACCUUCAUGCAGAAACAGGUCAAUUCGCUACUGCACCAGCAUUCCAUACGUAAUCUUCUGGUCGGCAAGCAAAACUUGUCCGGCAAUCGCGACGCUCAAGCAUUGGCUGGUUACGCUCUCACAUUAUUACGAUGCUUUCCACGCAGGUCAGAUGAAAUCCGCAUGUGGUUGCACCUAGGACCAACAAGGGUCGACAGUCCUUCACCGACCACUUACUUGUGGAAUGCAACGAAACAGACCCAGGUCUUUUCGGAGAUAUGGUCUUCCUCACGGGGUGUCGUCCAGCUGCUGAAGAACAGGAUUCCGUCACCACGUGAACGAGACGACUGGACCAUAAUACUUGUCUUCUUGGAAAUGUUUUCUUUCGAUCUCAAAAUCAUGGAUGACGAAGAGUUCAUGGGCAAGAGUCCUGUCAGCAAAAGGAACAGCGCUGUUCCUGUACCAGAUGUUGCCAAUCUCGUGACGUUCUUGAAGAAUCUUGGCUUUACACUGGUCUACGACGCUGGCAGCUUGAACAAUUCCGACGCUUUGCCAGCAAGGGAUCAGGGCUCACUGUUUACUACCAAGAGCCGAUUUGGCAACGCAUCGCAGAGCAACGACUCAUCGGCCAACGACUCACCCUUACUCGUCGCACAACUCCCCGGUCUUACUUCAGACUACUUGAAAGGCGUUGUAACCAGCCUCCUGCGUGCUAUUUACGAACGCGAUUCUCGACGGAACUUCCUGCCAAAGGGACACUGGUUGAUGACGGAGCGAUUCAAUAUGGAUGCCUUCACGCAGGACGUUGUCAUUGAGGAAGAAUCAAGACAUGUCAUCCAACAGCAAGAAGACGAGGACAAGGAUGACGACUCCGACUCCGACUUCAAUGAUCGCUUCGACACUCCGCGUACGGGCGCGAGCUCCUACGCUCGGGUACUUCGUUCUCAAGAAGCAAGAGCACGUGCACAACGAAAGGCAAGCAGGAGGCGAUACUUGGAGUCAAUGGCGCCGAAGCUGGAAAUUCUCCAGAACAUGCCAUUCUUCAUACCAUUUCGCACUCGUGUCGAAAUUUUCCGACAGUUUGUUCGCCUCGACCAAGAAAAGCGACGCUUUGGCACAACAGACCCAGAUCUUUGGCGACAGCAGAUGAUGUUUCAGCCACAACAAGGGCCGCCUCGAGAUCUUCUUGCACGACACCAUGCUAAAGUCAAGCGUACGCAGGAGUUUCAGGAUGCCUACGAGCAGUUCUACGAGCUAGGUGCCGACCUCAAAGAGCCUAUCCAGAUCACUUUUCUGGAUCAGUGGGACAUGCCUGAAGCUGGCAUCGAUGGAGGUGGAGUCACCAAAGAGUUUCUAACCAGUGUUAUCAGCCAGGCCUUCGAUCAAGACCCAAAGGCGUCCGGCCACCGAUUCUUUGUCGAAAACGAUCAACACCUUUUGUAUCCCAAUCCCACCAUUUUCGAAGAUCUGAAAUUGCAACACCAGUUGUACGGAUUCAGCGAAAGGUCGCCUGAGGUUGCAGAAGCGUGUCGCGAUCUCGGCAGGCAGUACGAAUUUCUCGGUCGCAUCAUCGGAAAGUGCUUGUAUGAAGGAAUACUGGUGGACGUCUCUUUCGCUGGCUUCUUCUUGAAGAAGUGGGCGCUGACAGGCGGGACUGGUAGUGCACGAUCUGAGUCGCACUAUAGGCCAAAUAUCAACGAUCUCCGUGAGCUGGACGAGGGCCUGUACCGAGGCCUGCUCCAGGUCAAGAACGCCGACAAUGCAGAAGAACUAGGGAUGACUUUCUCAGUGACCGAUGAAGUCGGACCGCCAGACGGCAAGCGCGUCGUUGAAGUCGAUCUGGUGCCGCACGGAGGUAACAUCGCCGUCACGAACGAAAACCGUCUUCAAUACAUCAACCUGAUCGCAGCAUAUCGCCUCGCGCGGCAAGCUUCCCAGCAAACCCGCACGUUCCUCCGUGGACUCAGCGACAUCAUUCAACCUUCUUGGCUCAGCAUGUUCAACCAGUCAGAGCUCCAGAUCCUCAUCGGUGGUGCCGCUGCUGGUAUUGACGUCAAUGAUCUUCGACGCAACACACAGUAUGGCGGUACGUAUGUCAUUGGCAAUGAUGGAAUGGAGCAUCCGAGUGUGCAAAUGUUCUGGAAUGUCAUGCAAAAGAUGGAAGAUCAAGACCGAAGGAAGGUGCUCAAAUUCGUCACUUCGACACCUCGUGGACCGCUUCUGGGAUUUGGUCAUUUGAAUCCGAGAUUCUCAAUUCGUGAUAGCGGAAGCGAUGAGAAUCGGUAUCCCACCACGAGUACCUGCGUAAAUCUCCUGAAGCUGCCGAUGUAUAAGAGCGAGGCGGUGUUGAGAGAGAAAUUGCUCGCUGCCGUUAACAGCGGAGCGGGAUUUGAUCUGUCGUGA